Messenger RNA from Sinocyclocheilus rhinocerous, 3106 nucleotides. Its product is annotated as alpha-(1,6)-fucosyltransferase-like. Gene Ontology annotation, molecular function: glycoprotein 6-alpha-L-fucosyltransferase activity; protein binding. Gene Ontology annotation, biological process: protein N-linked glycosylation. Bases 302 to 2029 code for a protein of 575 amino acids. The transcript has 10 exons. The record is from RefSeq and is a predicted model, not a curated record. NCBI's taxonomy places the organism in Eukaryota, Metazoa, Chordata, Actinopteri, Cypriniformes, Cyprinidae. Gene Ontology annotation, cellular component: Golgi cisterna membrane.
AGAAUCCCUUGCAGAGUCUCUAGAGGAAUAAGAACUCAUCAGAGCCAUUGGUUCCCUGAAGUGUAGUCUCAUAAGCGAAGUCUUAAGGGAUCUCAAAACCCUCCGCCCCUUCUCUGUGAGGGGCCGCUGCCAUGAUAUAACCUCCAAGUCUCUAAGUGCACACGCAAGCGAGACCCAGUGACCCCUGACGCCCCCCUUCCGCUCUAGAGGAGCCCUGAUGUGGUGCGCUGCCGCUGAGCUGAGUAUGCCUCAGACUCCCGUGUUGUGAAAGGAGAGUGUGCGCUGGGCAGCACUAGGCGCCAUGCGUCCGUGGACGGGCUCGUGGCGCUGGAUUAUGCUGGUGCUGCUGGCCUGGGGCACGCUGCUUUUCUACAUCGGGGGUCACCUCGUGAGGGACAGCGAGCAUCCGGAACGGUCCAGCAGAGAGCUCUCCAAGAUCCUGGCCAAGCUGGAAAGGCUAAAACAGCAGAAUGAAGAUCUGAGACGCAUGGCAGAGACUCUCAGGUUACCUGACGGACAGGCCGAUGGUGGUGCCAGAGCCGUGGGUAAACUACGCAACCUUGAAGAGCAACUGAUAAGAGCUAAGGAAAAAAUCAACUCUUACCGCAGCCUCCCUGCUGAUGGCCCAGGAAAGGACCAGGAGGAGCUAAGGAGGAAGGUGGAGAACGGCGUGAGGGAACUGUGGUAUUUCGUACGCAGUGAGUUGAAGAAACUAGCACUGGUGGAGACUGGAGCGUUACAGAAACAUGUGGACACACUCCUGCAGGACCUUGGACACCAGCAGAGGUCCAUCAUGACAGACUUGUAUCAUCUGAGCCAGGCGGACGGUGCUGGAGACUGGAGAGAGAAGGAAGCUAAAGAACUGUCCGACCUAGUACAGAACAGAAUCACAUACUUACAGAACCCUCAGGACUGCAGCAAGGCUCGCAAGCUGGUGUGUAACAUCAAUAAGGGUUGUGGUUACGGCUGCCAGCUGCAUCAUGUGGUCUACUGCUUCAUGAUUGCCUAUGGCACACAGCGCACCAUCAUACUGGAGUCGCAGAACUGGCGCUACGCCACCGGUGGAUGGGAGACUGUCUUUAAACCCGUUAGCGAGACUUGCACUGACCGCACGGGGGCCUCCACUGGACACUGGUCUGGUGAAGCAAACGAUCGGGAUGUUCAAGUCAUUGAGUUGCCCAUCGUGGACAGCCUGCACCCUCGUCCCCCGUACUUGCCCCUGGCUAUCCCUGAAGACCUUGCAGACCUAUAUGCACACAACCAGGCUGACCCAGGUAUUGCGUACCUGAUCCGCCCUCAGGCUUGGCUGUUGAAGGAAAUGCAAGAGGCCACCAGCAAGCUGGGCUUCAAGCACCCCAUUAUAGGGCCAUUAAAACCACUCAGAUGCUACAAAGUUCACUGUAAGGCGGCAUUCCACCCCAUAGAAGAGUACAUGGUGCAUGUUGAGGACCACUACAAGAGUCUGGCCCAGCGCAUGCAUGUGGACAAGAAACGGGUUUACCUCGCCACGGAUGACCCCUCUCUACUGCAGGAGGCCAAGUCUAAGUACCCUGAUUAUGAAUUUAUAAGUGAUAAUUCUAUUUCAUGGUCGGCUGGGCUACACAACCGCUACACUGAAAACUCUCUGAGAGGAGUCAUCCUGGAUAUCCACUUCCUCUCCAGGACCAACUUCUUAGUGUGCACCUUCUCUUCACAGGUGUGUCGAGUGGCCUACGAGAUCAUGCAGACUCUCCACCCAGACGCGUCCUCCUUCUUCUACUCCCUCGAUGACAUCUACUACUUCGGUGGGCAGAACGCCCACAACCAGAUCGCUAUCUACCCUCACCAACCACGCAACAGCGACGACAUCCCACUUGAGCCUGGAGAUUUGAUUGGAGUUGCGGGCAACCAUUGGGAUGGAAACUCCAAGGGAAUCAACCGCAAAACAGGCCGUACCGGCCUCUACCCCUCUUAUAAAGUCAAAGAGAAGAUUGAGACAGUGAAGUAUCCCACAUACCCAGAAGCGGACAAACUUCUUAAGAAGCCGUAGAUUGAAACAAAGACAGUGCAAAUACUCUUGUUAAUUAAAUGAGGAAACCCUGGACCACCCGGAUGGGAAUGCACUUUGUGUGUGUUGUGAGUGUGUAUGAAUGUGUUCGGUUACGUGUGUCUGUGUGUGGGUGUUGACUAGGGGUUCUUCACAGGGUUUUGGGACACAUUCCUAACUCUGGUGCUUGGACUUUGAGUCUCCCUGAAAUGGCAAUCAGGGUUGUGGAAGACAAAAAACAAAGAGGAUGAACUCAAGGCAACAGAAACUGAAGGCACUGUACUGUAGGUACUUUCUAAUUAAUCUCCGGGUAAUGAAGGGAACUGAAUAUGUUAAUUUAAGAACACAGCUGGAAGAAGUGACUUUGCGACUCCAAACAGAUCAUAACAAAGGAAUCAUAAACCCGGUUUACUCUCGUCCUCCUAUGCUCUUAUACCUCCUUGUGCACAAUGAUGACAUCCUUUACUCUUAGCCUCACUCAACUCGUUUCUCUCAUGCCAUCGCUACGCCAACUGACACUCCUCUUCACACCCAUGAGCUAUUAAUUUCCACUGCCAUACUGUGCUUUUAAAUGUGACUUAUGCUGUUUUUAUUUUCAUAGUAAGGCUUAUCAUGUGUGUGUGUGUGUGUGUGUGUGUGUGUGUGUGUUUGUGUGUUUGUGUGUGUGUGUGAAGUGUGCGGAUUGGAAAAUGGUGCCUAUCAGGGCGAUUGACUCACUUUUUCGGAAAGAGUUUUGACUCUGGAGCCUUACGGACCAGCCUUUCCACGCAGAUUUACACUCUUCCCCUCCUUUCCACUUAGUGUCUUAUCCACAGCCAUGUGUCCAUUAUGUUUUUUUAAGAGAUCAUUUCAUGUUAUUGCAUUUUAAAAUAUAAAACAGAUAAGAAAAUGUCACUUAAUAUGAAGAUAAUGAUACUAAUAUUAUUAUUGAUGAUGAUGAUAAGAGAAAGAAUAAUUAUGGUAACAAUGACACUUGCUGUCAUUAUACAUUUUAGUUAAUCAUGAAGGAGUUGUUUAUUAUUUUAUGUUUGUGGGCAUUGUCUCUUUGGUAAGCAGAUCAAAUAAACUUGAUCAGCCAAA